This is a messenger RNA of Rotaria sordida, 498 nucleotides long. The record is from the annotation of a GenBank genome assembly. Lineage: Eukaryota; Metazoa; Rotifera; Eurotatoria; Philodinida; Philodinidae.
AUGGCAAAAUGGAAUGAUGAAAAAAAAUUACAAUAUAUUUCGACACAAGCAUCCAUAUUGAUUAAAACAUGGUCAUCAUUUACUGAAGCUGUUAUAAAAGCGUUUGGAUCAACAAAAGUACAAGAAUUAACAUUCGAACAAUUAAAAUGGUACAAACAAACAGUUAAUCAACCUGUUACGCAAUAUUAUGAUAAAAUUAUAGAACUGUGCAAAAAAGUUGAUCCAGCUAUGCUUGAUUCAUUGAAAUUAAAAUAUAUAAUGGCUGGUAUGAGAGAAUCAUUAAAAUUACAUGUUGCUUUACAGGAUCCAAAGACAACUGAUGUAUUUUUAUCGUUCGCCAGAAAAAUUGAAGAUAUAUUAUCAUUUACUACUACAGAUAAUGAAAUGCAACAAAAUGAAAUUAACAUCAAUGCUACCACUACUCAAAAAUCAUUAGAACAAACAACUAUUUCACAAAAAUCACAAAAAAAAAAUAUUCAACAAAAUAUACCUCCAUAA